CGGGCUCCGGCCCAUCAGCCCCAGGCCCAGCCCAGACAUCCUAAUUAUCUCACGACUGCUAGCUCGCUCCGCUAAAUAGAUUGGAUGGCACUCACUGAUUACCGGUCUCCUCAUCUUCCAUCUAUCUGUCGAUAUCUGCUCAGCCACUGUCAUCCAUGGCUACCCAAGGUCAGGUCAUCACCUGCAAAGCUGCGGUUGCGUAUGAACCCAAUAAACCGUUGAUGAUCGAGGAUGUGCAGGUGGCUCCGCCCCAGGCAGGGGAAGUACGAGUCAAGAUACUGUUCACAGCUCUGUGUCACACUGACGCUUACACUUGGAGUGGGAAGGAUCCUGAGGGUCUCUUCCCUUGUAUUCUUGGACAUGAGGCUGCUGGGAUUGUAGAGAGUAUUGGUGAAGGUGUGACUGAAGUUCAACCAGGGGACCACGUUAUACCUUGUUACCAGGCAGAAUGCAGGGAAUGCAAGUUCUGCAAAUCAGGGAAGACAAAUCUCUGUGGCAAAGUACGUGCAGCUACUGGAGUUGGAGUUAUGCUGAGUGAUCGCAAGAGUCGUUUCUCUAUAAAUGGAAAACCUAUAUAUCACUUCAUGGGAACUUCGACAUUUAGUCAGUACACAGUUGUACAUGAUGUCAGUGUUGCGAAAAUUGACCCAAAAGCUCCUUUGGAAAAAGUAUGCCUUCUUGGUUGUGGGGUUCCAACUGGUCUUGGAGCUGUUUGGAACACUGCAAAAGUAGAACCAAAGUCUAUUGUUGCUGUUUUUGGCCUUGGGACUGUCGGCCUUGCAGUUGCAGAGGGUGCGAAAGCUGCUGGUGCCUCACGAAUAAUUGGCAUUGACAUAGACAGCAAGAAGUAUGAUACAGCAAAGAAUUUUGGAGUCACUGAAUUUGUGAAUCCAAAGGACCAUGAGAAACCAAUACAGCAAGUUAUUGUGGAUCUCACGGAUGGUGGUGUUGACUACAGUUUUGAGUGCAUUGGAAACGUUUCUGUAAUGAGGGCUGCUCUGGAGUGCUGCCACAAGGGCUGGGGAACAUCUGUUAUUGUGGGUGUUGCUGCAUCAGGCCAGGAGAUAUCCACUCGCCCUUUUCAGCUGGUGACUGGUCGUGUUUGGAAAGGAACAGCCUUCGGGGGUUUCAAGAGCCGUUCACAAGUACCUUGGCUUGUUGACAAGUACAUGAAGAAGGAAAUCAAGAUUGAUGAGUACAUAACCCACAAUCUGACGCUGGAGGAUAUCAACAAGGCGUUUGAUUUGAUGCAUGAAGGGGGUUGUCUCCGUUGUGUGCUUGCCACCAAUGCAUGAGACCAUCUUUUAUAUAGUUCCUAAGUAAUUUGUCAAGGAGAAGGUGAGCUAUUUCCAUGCCGUUAGCUUGAGUCUCUGGGAUUGCGAGGGGAAAAAAGAAAAGUCACCAUGCUCUACUGCAUAUAACAAACAUGACGGUUGUUUUUUGGAGGGUUGUCUAUGCAUGGUGUUGCUAUUUAGAAAGUUGAUGUGGUUUGAAUACUGUGUGUUGUUCUUGCUCACCACCCGAGUAAGCGGAAUGAUAAUGCUAAAUGGUCAAUGAUAGUAAGUUUGCUUU
Molecule: messenger RNA, 1572 nt
Organism: Malania oleifera
Lineage: Eukaryota; Viridiplantae; Streptophyta; Magnoliopsida; Santalales; Ximeniaceae
Product: alcohol dehydrogenase class-3
Exons: 9
Coding region: 156-1295 (379 amino acids)
Biological process (GO): formaldehyde catabolic process
Cellular component (GO): cytosol
Molecular function (GO): zinc ion binding; S-(hydroxymethyl)glutathione dehydrogenase [NAD(P)+] activity
Source: RefSeq, a predicted model, not a curated record